CGCGCAUCCUCCGCCACGACUCCCCCCACCCAAGCCGAGCGACACCAAGCCAACCAUGGCCGCCGCCGCCGCCGCCGCCGCCGCCUGCUGCCCCGCGCCGCCGCGCAGCCUCUGUCGCGGCGUGGCGCUCGCGGCUCCCUCGGCCGCGCCACCCGGCCGCCGGAGGGUCGGGUACGGCGCCUCCGUUGCCUGCCGGUGGCCGUGCCGCCGCCGCUGGGCCCACCGGCCGGUCGUCCCCGCGUCCCUGAUCCGCCGGACGCCGUCUCGCCCCGCGGCGGCGGCGGUGAGCUGCGCGUACUCUCCCGGAGCUGAAACAAUUACUGCAUGUUCGUGGAAUGAAUAUGUGAUCUGCAGUGAUAUACCUGUGCUUAUUGAGUUUUGGGCCUCAUGGUGUGGACCUUGCAGAAUGGUCCACCGAAUUGUUGAUGAGAUUGCACAAGAAUAUGCUGGAACGAUAAAAUGUUAUAAGCUUGACACUGAUGAUUAUCCACAAAUCGCAACAUCUUACAGUAUCGAGAGGAUUCCUACUGUUUUACUCUUUAAGGAUGGAGAGAAAGUACAUAGCAUUACAGGGACUCUUCCGAAGGCAGUUUAUGUGAGAGCCAUUGAGAAAUCUAUCUCAGACUCAGAUCAAUGAUCAAUUCGGCUAGAUACUUCAUAGUGUGUUCUGGUUCAGAUUUAUAUUCUGCUAUCCAGUAUACUUGAGUCUUGAUUAAUCACUACUGGGUAGUGCAAACAGUACAGAAGGUAAAGUUGGAGUGCUGAGCAUUUAGAACAUGGGAUUCUUGCCUAGGAGCAUGGGCAAUCAUUUUCCUAGGUGAUUGCAGUGUAAACUGUAAAUAUUGAUGUACUUCUCAGAAAGCAGACUGCUGAGUUUUCUUUUUGCCAUUGAAAGGCUGUAAUGUAUGACUGUUAUCAUUGAUGUGUUACAGGGCAGCAUAUUUUAAGCCCUUAGAAGUAUCUUGUUGAAUGAAGGGAGACCAAGUUUUUCCUUAUUUUCCUUCUCUUCACUAUGCGAUGUUACUUUCUUGUGACCUUUAUCAAUUUAAUUUUAGUGCUAUUUAUUGAAACUUUACAAAUCUGGUAUUAUCUUGGUUUAACAACUCUUACAGUCAUAUUUAUGCUUGCAGAUGCAGCUAAUGAAAAAUGCUGGGAUGUCUAGAAGGAGCUAGCCAUCCAAUGGAAUUAAGAAAGGAGAUCCAAUGGAAUUAAGAAAGGAGGAGCCACAUAUUUCCAACCCUCCAUUUAAUCCAGGCGGAAGGUGAGGGGUUCAGGAUUUGAACCCUGGCUGCAGGGUUCACCAACGAACACCUUUGCUAACUACGCUAGAAGCGCAUCUCCAGAUGCAGCUAAUCAGCUGAAGUUUUUCUUCUCAUUUGGUCAGCUCUGGAACCCAUGAGAUCUGUUCAAUGCAUCUGCAUCUGGCUUGCUUUUGUUCUUUGACAUGGAUCUGCACUAAUCUGCUCCACCCCAGUAUUCAUGCAGGGGUAAUCUGGUUAUUGCAUAUGAAUAUAUGACGAUGGUAUUGACAAGCUUAUACUAGAACUCAGGCAGCAUUGGCUUAGAUAAAGCAUGGAACCCAUUCCGCUUGCAAAUUUUAUGUCAGGCAACUCUUGGAAGCUGGAACCCAUGCGCUUGUUUUCAGGCCCAAGUCAGCAUGGUGAAUUGCAGGUUUGUCUACGGUUUGUUGCAGUUGUUUGAUUCUUAAUGUCUUCAUCAACUGAUUUGCCGACUAACACCAAACCACCAAUGCCAUGUGGAAAUCAUUUGGUUCAUGGAGCACUCGUCUGCCACCUAUGCCUGGCAUAAUGAUUUGCUUCAUGGCUGGAAUAGUUAAAUGCUUCAGUAAUUCAGUUAUUUUUUGCUCUUGCUGCAUCAAAAGAAUUUUGGCAACCUCUAUGCUGUUGGCAUUGGAAUUAGCAUUGGUGAUUUUUAUGAUCCAUUGGUACACCGAUUGGUCUGCACCAUUUGUAAUUAUGCCCUUUGGAGUCAGACAGCUGAACAUGCCACUUAGGUCCUCUUCUUCAAGACAAUGAGAGAUCCACUGGUAAGCUGAGAGAUCUGAAAGGUGAGCUGCACUCCUCUCAAGGGAUUAUAUCAGCAGAAGUCUGAUCCAUGUCAGCAGUUCAUCAAGUACAUUGGUGGUUGCUGGCCAUAAGUGACUGCUCAGAGUAUAUCUUAGUGAAGUACUGUACUUGUUGGAGGUAAUACUGGUUGUAGAACCCUUUGAUAGCAGGAAGAACCAAUUAUCACUAUGAGCUAUAUAUAUAGCUGGCAUGUGAUUGAUAGGGCUGUUCUAGUCCCUGUGUGAAUUGUCAUUGUCAUCACUAGAUAUAAUGAGAUGCUGAUGACUUGGUGUAAGCCUUUUCAGGUGGAAUGCCUUGAUGAAUUUUUAGCUGCAGAAUGAUACCCCCUGCCUCACAAGUACAAGAGAUUUACUUUAUUACUGAAGCUCGCGUUCGGUCACAACCAGACAACCAGUAUUUGGGAUCUGCUGAUCAAUGCCACUGUGUUGCUAGUGAGCCUGGAGAAUUCUUGGUCAUGCCAUGACUGAAUACAAAGUGGGACCCUGGAUAGAAGUGUAGGACUCCAGAACCAACAGGGCUGCCAAGUUAAGCAACUCAUCUAUGCAUGAUGAGCUCUAGAGUCCAUAUGUUUUGCAACGGACAAGUACAGUUGAUGGCAGAUGGCUUUGAUGUAUGGAUGAUCACCUGCGGGUAUUUUUCAAUUUUCAGCUCAGAAAGAUCGUAUACCUAACAUAGCAGUACAAAAUGAAUAGGAUUUUAGGCUAUAUAUAGGGAUUGGUGAUCAGUACUGCAGACUUGCAAUGAUUUGGGUAGCACAAUAGCAACAAGAUGGCCAUGAAUUUCAAGGUUUCCAUGCUGAGCAGUGAGCACUAUUGCAUAGCAAGUGUCCAAGUGGAGUCAUUGAUACAAUAGAUUUGGAUUCCUUCAAGAUUGAAUGGAUUAAACUUAAUGACAUCCUAUUGAAUCGCUUUUCAUAUCGCCUCAUUUUCCAUGGAUUACAGUAAUGCAGUUAUCAUCUCCUUAUUGGCUAGUGACUGCAGUUAUUUGACCUUUCAUUUUAGGUUCUGAAGCAUGCAUAGCAGCUGAUUAAGGAAAUAGCCCAGGAAUCUGCUUCAACUCUGAAAGAAUUGCUUGAAUAUCCUUAAUUAUCACCUGUUGAUUAUCCCAACUUACAGAAUUUGUAGACGCCAAUGGUGAUAGCCUGAUAGGAGAUAUACCAGAUGUAACUUCAUGCUGAAACAUGCAGACUUGUAAUAAUGUUCAUUCUGACUUAAAAAAGUUAGCAUUUUCUUCCUCUUAUUUGAUCUUUUGUCUGCUUAAAUAUUAGGACUACAUGAAAUGCAGAACAUCAGAUGUAAUUCCCUUUUUAAGGUUGUAAAAACCAAUCACUGAAUGCAACUCCGUUCUUGAAGGAAAAGGUUCUUGAUUACUGUAUAUAAAUCUUAUAGGCAUGCUCGUUUUAAAUCUCUAUUUGUAAACCCUUAUGUAAAUAAUUUGCUACCUUGAGAAGAACAGGAAAUCUAGAAUU
Oryza brachyantha (malo sina) is the source of this 3555-nucleotide messenger RNA. RefSeq names its product thioredoxin M3, chloroplastic-like. Gene Ontology annotation, cellular component: cytoplasm. The record is from RefSeq and is a predicted model, not a curated record. Bases 56 to 637 code for a protein of 193 amino acids. The transcript is spliced from 3 exons. Gene Ontology annotation, molecular function: protein-disulfide reductase activity; oxidoreductase activity, acting on a sulfur group of donors, disulfide as acceptor. Lineage: Eukaryota; Viridiplantae; Streptophyta; Magnoliopsida; Poales; Poaceae.